Messenger RNA from Anolis carolinensis (green anole), 1498 nucleotides. It is a transcript of the gene snrnp40, whose product is annotated as small nuclear ribonucleoprotein U5 subunit 40. Gene Ontology annotation, cellular component: catalytic step 2 spliceosome. The record is from RefSeq and is a predicted model, not a curated record. Lineage: Eukaryota; Metazoa; Chordata; Lepidosauria; Squamata; Anolidae. Gene Ontology annotation, molecular function: RNA binding; protein binding. The coding region runs from base 66 to 1142 and encodes 358 amino acids. The transcript has 10 exons.
AGGGAGGAGGGAGCGCAGUCCUCUUUCGGGUCGUGAGUGAGGCCUGUGGUGUUUUUUGGGCCGCCAUGCUGGACCCGCAGAAACGGAAGCCGCCCGCCGACUUGGCCGUCGUGGUCGCGGCGAAGAAGCCCCGGCAAGAGGGCGCGCCCUCGGGGCCUGGAGCCGGCGCUGGGCCUCCCGCCGGAGCCCCGGGCGCCCUCCUGCCCGCGGGCCCUCCAAGAUGCUCCUCCCUCCAGGCACCCAUAAUGUUGCUUUCAGGGCAUGAAGGAGAGGUUUACUGUUGUAAGUUUCAUCCUAAUGGAGCAACUUUGGCAUCAGCAGGAUUCGACAGGUUGAUCCUGUUAUGGAAUGUAUAUGGCGACUGUGAUAAUUAUGCCACUCUGAAAGGACAUAGUGGAGCAGUUAUGGAAAUACAUUACAACACUGAUGGCAGCAUGCUAUUCUCUGCCUCCACGGAUAAAACAGUAGCGGUAUGGGAUAGUGAAACGGGGGAGAGAGUGAAGAGACUCAAGGGACACACAUCGUUUGUGAACUCCUGUUACCCAGCAAGACGUGGACCUCAGCUGGUUUGCACAGGCAGCGAUGAUGGAACAGUAAAGUUGUGGGACAUCAGAAAAAAGGCUGCCGUUCAAACAUUUCAAAACACCUAUCAGGUCUUAGCAGUGACUUUCAAUGAUACAAGUGAUCAGAUAAUAUCUGGAGGCAUAGACAAUGACAUCAAGGUAUGGGACCUUCGUCAAAACAAGCUGACCUACACAAUGAGGGGACAUGCGGAUUCUGUCACAGGCCUCAGCCUCAGCUCAGAAGGGUCUUACCUGCUUUCCAAUGCAAUGGACAAUACAGUUCGCAUAUGGGAUGUCCGACCCUUUGCGCCUAAAGAGAGAUGUGUGAAAAUCCUCCAAGGGAACGUGCACAAUUUUGAGAAGAAUCUCCUGCGAUGUUCUUGGUCACCAGACGGAAGCAAAAUAGCUGCUGGAUCUGCAGACAGGUUUGUUUAUGUGUGGGAUACCACAUCGAGAAGAAUCUUGUACAAGCUUCCAGGCCAUGCUGGCUCAAUCAACGAAAUAACUUUCCAUCCAGAAGAGCCCAUUAUACUUUCUGCCUCUAGUGACAAAAGGCUGUACAUGGGGGAAAUCCAGUGAAGAGAAACAGAAGAAACCCGAGAUGGUUACUGCAAGAAUAAAUUAAUCCUGACCUAUGUGGAUUGCCCCAAACAUCGAAAUGGAAGAUAGGAUGAUGGCAUUACCAUUUCUCUAUGAAGAAUUACAUCUAAACCUCCCGUGUUUUAAACAAAACCCUCCUUGAACAUUUGACCAUGUUUUCAGAAGAUUUAAAAAAGGCCAACGGUCCAGAAUCCUUUGGUGCUUGGGAGGGAUGUAAGAGGUUGCUUUUAGUUGGAAAUUCAAUUUUGAGUGGUCUUUAGUAUUGUUUACUUUUCAUGAGGUUGUUUGGUCACUUUUAUACUGAGAAAAAAAAAAUAAAAACUGUGUAAACAGGA